Molecule: messenger RNA, 827 nt
Organism: Zeugodacus cucurbitae (melon fly)
Lineage: Eukaryota; Metazoa; Arthropoda; Insecta; Diptera; Tephritidae
Gene: Lamtor4
Product: ragulator complex protein LAMTOR4 homolog
Exons: 2
Coding region: 289-657 (122 amino acids)
Biological process (GO): positive regulation of TOR signaling; cellular response to amino acid stimulus
Cellular component (GO): Ragulator complex; lysosome
Molecular function (GO): guanyl-nucleotide exchange factor activity
Source: RefSeq, a predicted model, not a curated record
AUUAAAUAAAUUUUGACAUAGAACAAUUUGUUGAAGAUGUUAAAAUAAUUAUUAUUUCAACGCUUUCCUAUAUUUUACAAUCAGUUUUUAGGCACCGUGAGCUAUCCUAUUUGACAUGUUGAAAGUCGAAUACACUCGGAGACAUAGUAUUUGUUAUCACUAAAGCUUUAGAUUGACAUUUAGAUAACAUUAAGUACAAAACAAAAGAAAGAAUAUUCUAUCUGUAAAAAUUUAAAUAUUCCCAUUUUAUAAUUAAGUGAUUCCAAUAGCACAUUAAUCCUAUUUAAAAUGGCAUUAAAUAGCAAUAUGGAAAAAUUAAGCAAUCAAAUUGGUUAUUUAAUAUUGCAAGAUGAUGGAGCUGUUAUUAGUUCAGGUGGAGAUUUAGAAAAUGAUGAAAGAAGUGCUAACAUAUUCAUGGAACUUCUACACCUAGCAGAGAGUGUUGAUGAUAACUUCAUGCCCAACAACAGCUGUGAACGUAUCUCAAUUGUGUAUGAUGAUCACAGUUACAACAUUUCCAUGAGCAAUCAUCGCAUAUAUAUUGUAAAGCUGAAAAAUGUUACGCGUGGAGGUACAGUUUAUGGUCUUGCGAGCAAUGGUAGCAAUGUGGUAUUCUCAGAAAAUGAGACAUCUGCUGUCGCAUCAAUAUUAACUUGAGACGCUACUACAUCAUGCUGUGUAUUCUGUCACCGUAAUCGAACUAUGGGGCAAUUGAAUUCUUACCAUGAGGAAGUACGUCGUUUUAAUUGGAAAACGCCCUUCAUUUAUUUAAUUAUACUUUUUAUUUGUCAAAAAAUACAUCAUCUGUGAAUUCUUUAUCAAACACA